AUGACCACCUCGUCAUCAUCUUCAUCAUCCUCAUCCUCAUCAGCUUCAUCGUCGUCAGCCGCAUCGUCAUCGGUGGCAGCGGCGGCGUCGGUGGCGUCGGAUCUCGCAGCGAGUUCAACAACAACGACGACGACGUCGGCUCCAGAUUUUGGCGCAGAUCCGAGUGCGGCGCUGGCUGCGGCCGCAGCAUUCAGCAGCGCCGGAUACUACGACACGUCGAGUCCGUCGCAGAUCGCUUCCUACUUCGCCGCGCAUCAUAAUCCCGGCGGCUAUCCGGGCGUGCCGGGCAUUCCCGAUCAGAGUAUGUGCUACGGUCAAGAAUGGGCCGACGAUGAGAAGGACGAGAAGAAGGACGAGGAUCUCGACAAGAAUUCCAAUGCGGCCGUCUAUCCAUGGAUGACGCGAGUGCAUUCAACAACAGUCGGCCCUCGCGGCGAAAAACGACAAAGAACGGCGUACACGCGGAAUCAGGUGCUCGAGCUCGAAAAGGAAUUUCACACUCACAAGUACUUAACAAGGAAAAGGCGCAUUGAAGUCGCACACAGUCUGAUGCUCACCGAGAGACAGGUCAAAAUUUGGUUCCAAAAUCGCCGAAUGAAGCACAAAAAAGAGAAUAAGGAUAAACCAAUGACUCCUCCAAUGAUGACAUUCGGAAGCAAUAUUCCAUUCGCUCCAUUCCGUUUUCCAUUGUUCAAUCAAUUCUAG
Messenger RNA from Caenorhabditis bovis, 705 nucleotides. The record is from the annotation of a GenBank genome assembly. Lineage: Eukaryota; Metazoa; Nematoda; Chromadorea; Rhabditida; Rhabditidae.